Messenger RNA from Aspergillus wentii DTO 134E9, 675 nucleotides. RefSeq names its product peroxiredoxin. The coding region runs from base 1 to 675 and encodes 224 amino acids. Gene Ontology annotation, biological process: cellular response to oxidative stress; cellular oxidant detoxification; cell redox homeostasis. Gene Ontology annotation, cellular component: mitochondrion; cytosol. The transcript is spliced from 5 exons. The record is from RefSeq and is a predicted model, not a curated record. Lineage: Eukaryota; Fungi; Ascomycota; Eurotiomycetes; Eurotiales; Aspergillaceae. Gene Ontology annotation, molecular function: peroxiredoxin activity.
AUGGCCCAGGAACGUGCUACUCCUCUCCGUCUCGGCUCUACUGCCCCUGACUUCACCGCCGACACUUCGGCUGGUCCUGUCACCUUCCACGAGUACAUUGGCAACAACUGGGUUGUCCUCUUCUCUCACCCCGAUGACUUCACCCCCAUCUGUACCACCGAGCUUGGUGCUUUCGCCAAGCUUGAGCCCGAGUUCACUGCUCGUGGUGUCAAGCUCAUUGGUCUGAGUGCCAACGGCACCGAGUCCCACCACGCCUGGAUCAAGGACAUUGAUGAGGUCACCGGCUCCAACCUCAAGUUCCCCAUCAUCUCCGACCCCGAACGCAAGAUCGCCCACCAGUACGACAUGGUUGACUACCAGGACACCACCAACGUCGACUCCAAGGGUAUGGCUCUGACCAUCCGCUCCGUCUUCAUCAUCGACCCCGCCAAGAAGAUCCGUCUCAUCAUGACCUACCCUGCCUCCACUGGCCGUAACACCGCCGAGGUCCUCCGUGUCAUCGAUGCUCUCCAGACCACCGAGAAGCACGGUGUCACCUGCCCCAUCAACUGGCUCCCCGGUGAUGACGUUGUUAUCCCCCCUCCCGUUUCCACCGAGGCUGCUAAGGCCAAGUUCGGUGAGAUCCGCGAGGUCAAGCCUUACCUCCGUUUCACCAACCUCAACAACAAGCAGUAA